AUGGACACUCAACCAACAAAACGUCGUCGCGUCGAGCGCUCCCCCUCACCAGCCUACAAGCUCGACAAUGAAGAUGACACAUAUGAACCAUAUAUUCCUGUCGCUCAGCGUCGUCAGGCCAAGCUCGCAAAACUUACUUCGUGGGGUGCCAAUUCUGACAAGGAACGGACCAGACGACAGCAACGGGAACAAGAGGAGCGCGAGGAUGAAGCUAAUGAGGAAGAGGCUCGUCGAGAAAAGUUGAGAAAGGAGCGAACGCUACUCAUGGAAGCACAAGAGGUCCAUUCGCAAAAAGCAGCCGAAGACGCAAAAAAGACCGAAGAAGAAAAGACUCAGGAAGCAGAUGAAAAGAUUUUCAAUGCAAUUAAGAGCCAUAAAAUGCUUGCAUCUGAUAUGGAGCUGGCAAAGGGUAUCCAAUACACCGAGUCCCUCAAAACUAGCUGGCGACCUCCAAAAUAUAUUCGAGAUCGUCCAGAUGAAGAAAAUGAGCGUAUUCGUAACAAAUAUCAUAUCCUUGUCGAAGGCGAAGACAUACCACCUCCCAUAGAACAUUUUGCUGACAUGAAGCUUCCUGAUUCCAUUCUUCAAUACCUCAAGUCUCAUCGAAUAGUGUCUCCAACUCCGAUACAGCUACAAGGUAUACCGACCGCCUUCUCAGGUCGGGACCUCAUCGGAAUCGCAUUCACCGGUUCUGGAAAAACUCUAGCAUUUUGUAUACCUCUCAUCAUGCUCGCCCUUGAAGAGGAAAUGAAGAUGCCUUUCAUUCGAGGCGAGGGCCCCGUCGGUAUCAUCCUAUGUCCGUCGCGAGAGCUGGCAAACCAGACGUACGAGAACGUUGUCGGAUGGUGUUCUGCCGUCACGAAGGAAGGCAAAUAUCCUCAAUUGAACACAUUGUUGUGCAUCGGAGGCAUUUCGAUGAAUGAGCAAAGCCACGUUAUGUCCAAGGGUCUGCACAUCGUAGUUGCGACUCCUGGACGUCUCAUUGAUAUGCUGGAGAAAAAGCGGUUUACGUUCAACAAUUGCAGGUAUCUCUGUAUGGACGAGGCUGACCGAAUGAUCGAUCUGGGUUUCGAAGACGACGUGAGGAAUAUCAUGAGUUUCUUCAAGCGACAACGACAGACUCUGCUUUUUUCGGCCACUAUGCCGAAGAAGAUACAGGACUUCGCUCAACAGUCUCUCAUCCGUCCUAUCCUCGUUAAUGUUGGACGGGCGGGCGCUGCCAAUUUAGACGUUCUUCAGGUUGUCGAAUAUGUCAAGCAAGAGGCCAAGAUGGUAUAUCUCCUUGAGUGUCUACAGAAGACACCUCCCCCAGUCAUCAUCUUUAGUGAGAUUAAGAAUGAGGUCGAUGACAUUCAAGAAUAUCUUCUACUGAAAGGUGUCGAAGCUGUCGCGAUCCACGGCUCUAAAACCCAGGAAGAGCGUCAAUACGCAAUUAAAUCGUUCAAGUCGGGUGCGAAGGACGUCAUGGUAGCUUCGGGUGUAGCUUCCAAAGGACUUGACUUCAAUGAAAUCCAACAUGUCAUCAUCUUCUCCAUGCCCAAAGAGAUUGAAGACUACGUCCAUCAAAUCGGCCGAACGGGGCGAAGCGGCAAGACGGGAAUAGCCACGACAUUCGUCAACAUGAAUACGCCCGAGCAGACUUUAUUGGAUUUGAAGUAUUUAUUAAUGGAGGCGGGGCAAAAAGUUCCGCCGUUCUUGGCGACUAUCGAGGAUCCCAGGGCAGCUCAGGGUGGCUCGCUUAAGGGAUGCCCCGUUUGUGGAGGACUUGGACAUGGCAUUUCCAAUUGUCCCAAGCUUGAAGAUGCCCAACGGCGGCAAAUGGCGGCCCACAGGCCGGGAGACGAUGGAGGUGGCUAUUGA
Desarmillaria tabescens is the source of this 1860-nucleotide messenger RNA. RefSeq names its product P-loop containing nucleoside triphosphate hydrolase protein. Bases 1 to 1860 code for a protein of 619 amino acids. Gene Ontology annotation, cellular component: spliceosomal complex. Gene Ontology annotation, biological process: mRNA splicing, via spliceosome. Gene Ontology annotation, molecular function: RNA helicase activity; RNA binding; ATP binding. The record is from RefSeq and is a predicted model, not a curated record. Lineage: Eukaryota; Fungi; Basidiomycota; Agaricomycetes; Agaricales; Physalacriaceae. The transcript is spliced from 10 exons.